Molecule: messenger RNA, 3062 nt
Organism: Megalops cyprinoides (Indo-Pacific tarpon)
Lineage: Eukaryota; Metazoa; Chordata; Actinopteri; Elopiformes; Megalopidae
Gene: prkcq
Product: protein kinase C, theta
Exons: 17
Coding region: 316-2412 (698 amino acids)
Biological process (GO): protein phosphorylation
Molecular function (GO): ATP binding; diacylglycerol-dependent serine/threonine kinase activity
Source: RefSeq, a predicted model, not a curated record
ACUUCUCUGGUGUUCCCUCCCUCCCUCAGAGGGAGAACUGUAUCUGCCUGGGUACCUUUAUUCCUCAGCAACGCCCUCCUUGGAACACCUCUGUCUUGGCACUCUCUUUCUUUGACUUUCUUUCCUUCUCUAUCUCUCUCUACCCUUGCCCCCUUUCUCUCUUUCUUUCGCUCUCCUUCUCCUCCCUCUGAGAAGAAGCUGUCACGCUUGGAACAUUUUCCAGUCCAGUGCCGAAAAGGUCACUCUAAAAAGAGGCCUCUUUCUCAGCUGGAGAGUCAACAUUUAGCUCUGCGCUCGUCUACUCGGGUCUGCGCCAUGCCAGCCUUCCUGAGGAUCAGUUUCUUGAGUUUUGAGUUGGACCCAGGACUGGCGUAUUAUGAGGAGGUCCUCAACCCGUACUGUGCUGUGUCCCUGAAGGAGGAGGUAGAGACAGACAAGGGGCAAGCGUACGUGCAGAAGGGACCCACCAUGUUCCCUCCCUGGGGCGCCACCUUCGACGCCCGCGCCCACGCCGGCUGCAUGAUGCACGUGGUGGUGAUGGACGACACGGCCGAUCUGAGGUCGGAGGUCAGCGUGCAGCUGCAGGGGCUGGCCGUACGCUGCAGGAAGGGGAGCGGCAAGCUGGAGACCUGGGUGGACCUGACGCCUCAGGGUCGAUUGCAGAUGGAAGCCAGAUACUUUAUGGAGAAGAGCGACAGAACGGGACGGGGGGACGAAGCGGCGGAGGAGGCGGACCGAGAGAGUCUGUUCGCCCUGCACCAGAGGCACGGCGCCAUCAAGCAGGCCAAGGUCCACGAAGUGAAGAGCCACGCCUUCACGGCCACCUUCUUCCCCCAGCCCACCUUCUGCUCCGUCUGCAAGGAGUUCGUCUGGGGUCUCAAUAAACAAGGCUAUCAGUGCAGAGAGUGCAACGCCGCCAUUCACAAAAAAUGCAUCGACAAAGUGAUCGCACUCUGCACAGGGACAGCUGCUAACAGCAACGAGACCAUGAUCCACAAGGAGCGGUUUAAGAUCGACAUGCCCCACAGGUUUAAAGUGUACAGCUUCAAGAGUCCGACCUUCUGUGAGCACUGCGGGACACUGCUGUGGGGGCUGGCCAAGCAGGGCCUCAAGUGUGACGAGUGCAGUAUGAAUGUCCAUCACAAAUGUCAUAAGAAAGUGGCCAACCUGUGUGGGGUCAACCAGAAGCUGAUGGCCGAAGCAUUGGCCAUGAUUGAGAGCUCCCAGCAGGCCCGAAACUCUAGGGAGACUGAUAUCAUCAGCUUGGGUGGUUCAGCACUGGUCAGAGAUCCGUCAGGAUGUGUCCAGUGCUUCUCCGUCCCUGCUAUGGGACGGAAAGAGCCCCCGGAAACUUCGCAGGGCGGCAUCACGCCGAAUGUAUCACCACAUUUGCGCCCCGUGAUCCCGAAGUUCGCCAUCGACAGCUUCGUCCUACACAAAACGCUGGGGAGAGGCAGCUUUGGCAAAGUAUUUCUGGCAGAAUACAAGCUCACAGGCCAGUUUUUUGCUAUAAAAGCUCUGAAGAAGAACGUUGUUGUGAUGGGUGACGAUGUGGAGAGUACCAUGAUGGAGAAGAGGGUCCUGUGUCUCGCCUGGGAGAAUCCUUUUCUCGCUCACCUGUACUGCACUUUCCAAAGCAAGGAAAACCUCUUCUUUGUAAUGGAGUACCUGAGUGGAGGUGAUCUCAUGUACCACAUACAGCACUGUCGCACAUUUGACCUGCAGAGAUCAACGUUCUAUGCGGCUGAAAUUGUAUGUGCCCUCCAGUUCCUCCAUUCCAAAGGGAUCAUAUACAGAGACCUGAAAUUGGAAAACAUACUGCUGGACAGCGAAGGACACAUCAAGAUCUCAGAUUUCGGGUUGUGUAAGGAGAACGCGCUGGGAGAAGCAAGGGCGUCCACCUUCUGUGGGACACCAGACUUCAUUGCACCUGAGAUCGUGCUGGGGCAGAAGUACGGGAGCUCGGUGGACUGGUGGUCCUUCGGGGUGCUGCUGUACGAGAUGCUGAUCGGCCAGCCUCCCUUCUCCGGGCGGAAUGAGGAGCAGCUGUACCGGUCCAUCCGCACGGACUCCCCCUUCUACCCCCACUGGCUGGAUCAGGACGCCCGUGACAUCCUGGUCAAGCUGUUUGUGCGGGAUCCAAAGAAGAGACUAGGGGUGAAGGGGAACAUUAGGGAGCACUCUUUUUUCCAGGAUAUCGAAUGGACUGCUCUGGAGAACCGACAGGUGGAACCGCCGUUCCGACCCCUAGUGAAAUCUCCAGACGACUGCAGCAACUUUGAUAUGGAGUUCACCAGCGAAAAGCCGAGGGUGUCCCACGCGGACUAUAUCCUGAUCAACAGCGUGGACCAAACCGUGUUCAGCAACUUCUCCUUUGUCAACCCCAAGAUGGACUGUGCCAGGAAGCCCUGACACGCUCAGCGCUGUCACAGACGGGCAAUGAAAGCAGUGAGCUAGUAGUGCAGGGUUCUCUACCCCGCUGAAGAACCAUUCACUGUUUUUAUUGUGUCACUGCGAACCAACACCUGAUGAGGAUCUCAGCUUCAUGGGGUCAAUGAUGGGCAAUCAGUAUCUGUGUUUCCAGCUGAACUUCAGCAUCAAGCAAUGCAUAAACUGGUCAUAGUCACCUAAAACAUGAAACAUCACAGAUGUUCGCUAGUCAAUUUGUAAUCAGCCCUCCGUUGAAUUGUAUUGUAUUAGAUGUUCUUGCUCAUGGUUUUUUUUUAGGGGGGGUUUGCUCUUGAAAAAUGCUGCGAGUGAGAGAAAGCCGCUCGAAUGGCUGCACAUCCCUGUGUAUCUUUGGAAUUUAUUUAUAGACAUUACCUUCAGGUAUGGAUGCUUGUAGAAUAUACAGCCUGUUGUUAGAUCUUCCACAGAGACCCAUUUAGUCAGUGUUCGGAUGAGUCACCAGUGUAAGAGCUGAGAGGUUAGAAAGGUUUGAGAGCCACAGAGGCCCUCAGGGGACUAACUCACCUCCACCCCCCUCCCCCGCCACUCACCGCAGAGAGAGAGAGCGCUCCCCCAACGUCAAACCGCGGCUUUGCUCUGAGUCACGACCGUGC